Phalaenopsis equestris is the source of this 2458-nucleotide messenger RNA. RefSeq names its product reactive oxygen species modulator 1. The record is from RefSeq and is a predicted model, not a curated record. NCBI's taxonomy places the organism in Eukaryota, Viridiplantae, Streptophyta, Magnoliopsida, Asparagales, Orchidaceae. The coding region runs from base 379 to 2151 and encodes 590 amino acids. The transcript is spliced from 3 exons. Gene Ontology annotation, molecular function: DNA binding. Gene Ontology annotation, biological process: protein import into mitochondrial matrix; protein insertion into mitochondrial inner membrane. Gene Ontology annotation, cellular component: TIM23 mitochondrial import inner membrane translocase complex.
GUGAUUGAGGGUGUAAUUUUCCACCGCGAAGCCGCAAAUUCGACUCACGUAUAUUGCUUUCGAGGUCUAAAAAAAUCCAAACCAUAUUCCUUUCCAUAUAUAAAUUUGAGAAUAACCUAGGAAGAAUAGGGUUUCUUGUGACCUAAAUUAAUGUUCCUUCCUCCCCACCAAAACUAUAGCAAUGUUGGGAAAAAAAAUGGCUGAACACCCCCCAUCUCUUUGAUUUUACAUCCAACGUCUCUAGAAGUUCUUGCAAUCUGAAAAUCAAAUCGCCAUAAAUAGUGCCGUUUUUCAUUCAACUUCGCCGGGGGGCCGUUGGCCCUCUCUUCUCCGCCGUGCGACGGCGGCUAUCGCGGCCAUUAAUCCGUGCCCUCUUCAAUGGAAGGAUGUUUGGUUCCGGAGGACGAGUCUUCUUCUGUUGAUGUCUGCUACAUCCUCCGUCAGCUUCAACACGUCGGCUUCUGCUCUGCUCUCGAUCCCAUCACCGACGUCUCUCGGUUCGAGCAGAUUCUCUCGGUUUUCUUAAAGGAGCUUCACUGCAAGAGUGACAUCCGGCCAUUCCCGGCCAUGCUUGGCGAUGGGAGGCCGAUAGAUUUGCACAAGCUGUACCUUCUGGUUUCUAAGAGAGGCGGAUACAAGUCCGUGACGGCUAACAAGGCUUGGGCUGUGGUGGCGGAAGAACUCGGAUUGGAAUCGGCAAUUGGGUGUCCCUUGAAACUGAUCUAUGCCAAGUACCUGAACUUGUUGGAGCGUUGUUUGCAGAGGGUUGCAGCCAGCAGGUUGGGAGGCUAUUCGGCUUCUGAAGAGAAUCUGGGAGUGUUGAUGAGUGAUUCUGAGUCUGAAGUUAGAAGUCUUUUCAAGGAGAUUCUGAAACAGAAGAAGAAGGAUGGUGUGGAUUUCGCACUGUCGCCGCAUUCAAAGAGGGAUCAGUUCUUGACUCGAGCAAGACAGAAGGAGCCAAUGUUGCUGCUUGAAAAUGCCAAAUGUGUUGGUCGAAAUGAUUCUAGUGGUUUGGGUUCGAAGUUGGCGAACGGGAGUUUCUCAUCUCUUAAGAGGAAAAGGGAGCCAAUGGCGAGCAUGUUGAAUUGGGUGAAAACUGUAGCAAAAUGUCCUAUUGAUCCUUCUACAGUAAAGAUUCGGCCAUCAGAUGGCCUGAAAGAUAUAAAAAAUUUGGUCGGUCUGCAAUAUUCUCUUGCAUUUCAAGCACGGAAGGCGUUAUUUCUUCAAAAGUUCCAAGGCAAGGACAUUGAUGCAUCUGCCUCUCAGAAAGGGCAGAAGAUGAAUCUUUCCAUUUAUGAGGACUGUAAUGGGGCUUCUAAUCCAAAUCUUCAAAUGUCAAGAUGCACCCAAAACACCCAUUCCAAGCCAUCUUAUUCUGGUUCCUGUUCAAAAUCUUCCACAGUAUUUAUGGCUGAGAAGGAUAAAGGUCUCAAUAAUAAUGCAAAUGAGGCCAACAAAUUCAUUUUAACACGAAGGAGUUAUGUACUUCCAGAUUACUUGGCUGAUUGUGCUCCACAACGUAUACCUGUGGGUUCAUCCUUUCAAGCAAGAGUGUCAUCUUGGUCCACCAAGCCUGCUACUCCGUAUGAUUCCGACGACUUGAAAUGGUUGGGAAGACGCAUCUGGCCUCCAGAAAGUCUCAAAAAAAAUCUUCCAACCCCACCAAAUCUAAUCGGGAAAGGAAGAGAAGAUAGCUGUAAGUGCAGAAAUCCCGGCUCAGUCGAGUGUGUGAGAUUUCAUGUCGCAGAGAAGCGUCUUCAGUUGAAAUGCGAACUGGGCGCAGCCUUUUAUGCAUGGAGAUUUCAUUUAAUGGGUGAAGAAGUUGCGCUGUCGUGGAAAGAGGAAGAAGAGCAGCGAUUCAAGGCUGCGUUCCGUCUGAAUCAACCGCCGCGUAGCCAAACUUUCUGGAAACAGCUUCGCCUGUGUUUUCCGAGAAGAGAAAACCGAGCCCUGGUGAGCUAUUACUUCGACGUGUUUCUCCUCGCACGCAGAAGUUAUCAGAAUCGAGUGAGCCCGAAGAACGUUGACAGCGAUGAUGAGGAAACAGAAUUCGAGUUUCUAAGUUGCAAUUUUGGUUAUGGCGCGAUGAGAUUUCAUGAUCCGAGAUCCAUUAUAUGCUCUCAGAAUUUGCAGUGUGUUGAUUUUGGGUGAUCAGCUGUGUCUUGCAGAUAACAGAGGACCGUUGGGAGGAGUUUUUCUCCAUUUUUGGAGCAACGGUUAUAACUUAUGAGAGGUUCAGAAGUCUUUGCGCAGGGAAGAUCAGGCCAAAGGGUGAGAGGAACACCUAAAAGGUCUAUUUGUUAGGAACGAAACACAACUGAAACGGAGAGAAACCGUGGAGCUGAUGUAGACCGGCGCCGACGGCUCCAAAGUCCAGAGAAGCGACGAAAAGUGGCGCUGAUGGCGCCCAGACCAAUGCCAACAACACCCGGGACGGUUGUGGACCAAUUUUUGGCGG